AAGGAAGUGGCAGGUAUAACUCACUGAAGAAGCUGCGCAGUUUCAUUGCAGAAUGGAAUGUCCUCUCCUCAUUGUUGCGGUGUUUCUCUCCACCGCCCCAGUUUCCAGAGCUGAAGAGGAUUUGUUUGUGCUUAAGGGAGACUCUGUUCGUCUGGAUGUGAAGAGACAUGAAGAACUACAGUUUCACAGCAUAUCAUGGAGUGUUAAUAUCAGUAAAGAGAUAGUGGAUUACAUUCGGAAACGUCAAUUAAUAGACAAAUAUGAAAACGGUAUUAUAUCAGAAUUUGAUAAGAAAAACUUAUCUCUGCUACUGAAGAAUGUGACGCAGAAUUACAGUGGGAUCUACACAGCAACGAUAACAGAUGAUGGAGGACAGGAGAAAGCUGUUGCUACCUACAGGCUCACAGUUCAAGAGGCCCCGCCCAUACCCCAGGUGAGCGUGGCAUUACUCUCCUCUGAUGGAGGGGUCUGUAAGGUGUUGGUGAACUGCUCUGCUGAAGACACCAUGGUCAGCUACACCUGUGACCACGCCCACUGCACACAGGUAGAGAAUACAACCUCGCCGACAGGACUCAACCUCAUCGUCACGGCAACCAACGACACCAUCCACUGCAGCAGCAGUAACCGGGUCGCCACAAAGACGCAAUCAUAUUCCACAAAGGACAUCUGUUCAGUGCCUCCUGUAGCACCAUCUCCUGGCCUCUCACCGUGUGCACUAAAGUCAGUGCUGUUCUCCACGGGUCUGGUUGCCAUGGUUUCGGCUGUCAUCGCAGUUAAUGUCAGAGAGAGGUGCUGCAGAGAGAAAUGAGGACUGAGGAGGGAGGGUGAAUCUGAUAUUUGGUAUCUGUGUGUGUGUUAGAUUAGAUUACAUUAGAUUUGUAUUACAAUUGAGUAAAUGAAAACUCUCACCCUGCCACAUUAUCUGGUUUGCAAAACUGCAAGCUAAAAUUCGUAAAAAAAAUAUAUAAAAUAGUCUUUGCAAUGCUGUACAGUACAUAUUUUCUAUGAUAUUUUAUAUCUUACUGUUUGAUCUUAACGGUGUUCCUUACAAUGUUUUUUUUAUUUCUUGCUGUUACAGUAUGUUUUUUUUUUGUCAGUGAGCUUGAUUUUUAAUGUGUUUUUGGAUUUGUAUGUAUUUUUAUAAGGCCUAUAAAAAUACAUACAAUAUAUAUAUAAUCAGACUUUUUCAUAGUGUAUUAAAAAAUACAAUUUAUACAUCUUGAAUGCUUACGCUAACAAAAUAUAGAAUUUUUCUUUGUCUGAUGAAAAUAAAAGUGACAAUUAACUGA
Molecule: messenger RNA, 1289 nt
Organism: Conger conger (European conger)
Lineage: Eukaryota; Metazoa; Chordata; Actinopteri; Anguilliformes; Congridae
Exons: 5
Coding region: 53-808 (251 amino acids)
Source: RefSeq, a predicted model, not a curated record